Molecule: messenger RNA, 1374 nt
Organism: Exophiala xenobiotica
Lineage: Eukaryota; Fungi; Ascomycota; Eurotiomycetes; Chaetothyriales; Herpotrichiellaceae
Exons: 6
Coding region: 1-1374 (457 amino acids)
Molecular function (GO): heme binding; monooxygenase activity; iron ion binding
Source: RefSeq, a predicted model, not a curated record
AUGGCAAUGCACGUUUGGGCCUGGAUCGGCUUGCAACUUUUUUCGACCUGGAUACUCUACUUUGUUGCGCAAGUCAUCUACCGACUGACGUAUCACCCAUUGGCCAGGUUUCCGGGUCCUCGACUCGCAGCAAUUACAAUGAUGUACGCCGGCUCGUAUGAUCUGCCAUUUGCGUCUUCUUUCUGCAAGGAACUGCCCCGACUACAUGAUGAGUAUGGCCCAAUUGUGCGAAUAAGGCCGAACGAACUCCAUAUCCGAGAUAUGGACUCUUUUCGAGAAGUUUACAGACCCGGAACACCUUUCAAAAAGUAUCCAGGCUUCUAUAACGCUUACGUUAUUGAUGGAUCCUUCUUCAACAUCCACGAGACCAAGGCGGUUAGACAUAUCAAAGACAUGUACUCGCCUCAUUUCUCUCGAGCAGCCAUCCAGAAACUCGAAGGUUCAAUCCAUGAAAAAAUCCACAAGUUGCUUGAUGCCCUACAUAAGGCUUCACAGGCCCGCAAGGUCGUCGAUCUUACACUAGCUUUCAAAUGUCUCACCGCUGACGUGGUCAUGGAGUAUUGUUAUCAGAAGAACUUUGGUGCUCUUGACGCUACUGACUUUCGUUUCAAAGUCAUCGAGGACAUGGAAGGUCUUUUCGGGACAGCCUCGUAUACUUGGUACUUCCCCGACCUUUUCAAUCUCCUAUGUCGAAUUCUGGAGCGUGCGCCCAUCUCUAUGACCGGGACGAUCGCAAAACCAUUGGCUGCUUCGUUUGAGAUUUACAAGGUACGUCGCUCCAAAAUAUCAAAAAGAAUCGUUACUCUUCAGAAAACUACUCCGGAUCCAUCGAUGCCCUCUAUUUUUCAGACAGCACUACUCCCGGAACAAAAGAAUGGCAGAUCUGCACCUGUGUUGAAAGAGCUCACAGCUGAUGCAUUGGUGUUCUUUGGCGCUGGAACUGAUACAACAGCACACGCUUUGACGACAGGAACUUGGUUCCUGCUGAAGAAUCCAACAAUACUCGCACGCCUGCGCAAAGAACUCUGCAACGCGAUCGUGGAUGUCGAUUCAGCAACAAUUCUGAGUUGGAUCGAGCUGGAGAAGCUUCCAUUCUUGCGUGCAAUCAUCAAAGAGUCUCUUCGCCUCUCAUUCGGCGUCCCUGGUCGGCUUCCAAGAGUAGUACCAGGAAAUGGCGCAGUCUUCUGCGGCCAGCAGAUUCCACCUAAUACCGUGAUUUCCCACUCUGCAUAUGCGUAUCAUAUGAGUGAUCACUACUUCCCAGAAGCCAAGUCUUUCAAGCCAGACCGCUGGUUAGAUUCCGAAUCUCUGGAAACGGAGAAAUGUCUCCUGAGUUUCUCCGCCGGCAGCAGGGGAUGUCUAGGUAUCAAGUAA